This is a messenger RNA of Rhodamnia argentea, 1473 nucleotides long. Its product is annotated as transcription repressor OFP7-like. Lineage: Eukaryota; Viridiplantae; Streptophyta; Magnoliopsida; Myrtales; Myrtaceae. The transcript has a single exon. Gene Ontology annotation, biological process: negative regulation of DNA-templated transcription. The coding region runs from base 241 to 1302 and encodes 353 amino acids. The record is from RefSeq and is a predicted model, not a curated record.
UCACAAUUCUUCUCUUGGGUUUGGUCAGGGUUUCUUCAAGCGUGCGAGGGUUCCCUAUUAUUUUUCCUCUUCUUUUUCAAUUUAACAAUCCAGAAAUGGCCGGCCUCUACAUCUUCUGUCUCUAUAUUACUACGAAGUAUCGAUAAUCUCCAGCUCAAACACAAACAUAAUCCGUCAACCCAGUCGCCUCACCUUCGCCUUCGCCUUCGCCUUGACUCUCUCCACGAUCACCCUCCCUCCAUGGCCAAGGGCUUCAAGCUCAGGCUCCCCCGUGCACUCCAAAUCUGUCGCCCCAAACACCCCCCGACCUACCCACAGAACCCGCCAAGGGCUCACUGGCUGUUCCCCGCCAACCCCAAGCCCCUCGACGUCAGCUUCACCAGCUUACCUGCCCCACCUCCGUCCACCCCAGACCACUCCUUUAUUGCCCGCCACGUCGCCUCCGUCCGCUGCAGGCCCUGCGCCGGCGCAGACUCUCCAUCUGAGUACACGUGGCGAAAGGAUGGGCAGUGGCAUGAGGUCUCGAGACGGAGCCGGAGCCAGCCCAGGCUUCGUCGUAAGAUAUGCGGAGUUUCUAGAUUCGACGUUGGCGACGUGGAAACGGCGUCGCCGGUCGUGGGGAGCCAAGGCGACCGGAGGAUGACGCAAAAGAAGAAGAAGAGCCAGGCGAAAGGCAGAAUGACAUCGUCGGUCGUCGUGAAGAGUGUCACGUCCAGCGACAGUGGGUGGUUCAGCUCGGAGGACAGCAGUGACAACAACGGCGAUGAUGGGGACGAGACUGACGCAUUGCUAUCGACUUCCAGGAGCUUUUCGACCGAUACGUUACCCGAACUCUGCCGCGCCACGAGACACGCACAGAAGGAUCGGGCGACGAAGCAAAAGCAAAAAUCCCCUCAAGACGAGGACGAGGACGAGGACGAGGAUGAUGAUGACGAUGCCGACGAGAACAGAAUCAGGAGGCUGAGGCGCUACACCAGCGAGGGCCGAGAGGAGGCGGCGGCGGGGGAGAGGAGGCGGGGGGUGGUGAUGGGGGAGAGCGUGGCUGUGGUGAAGAGGUCGGAGAAUCCACUGGACGACUUCAAGAGGUCGAUGGCGGAGAUGAUAGUGGAGAAGCGGAUGUUCGGGGCCGGGGACCUGGAGCAGCUCCUGCAGUGCUUCCUGUCGCUCAACUCGCGGCACUACCACGGCGUCAUCGUGGAGGCGUUCGCCGAGAUAUGGCACGUCUUGUUCUUCGAUUCACGUGCCGACACCGUACGGCGUCGGACCGUCUCCUCGUCAGCCUCGGCUGCGGUUGAACGUUAAAGAAGAAGGUCGAGAGACUUCUUCUCUCUCCUGGGGAUUAAUUAAUUUAAUGUCAGUACUUUGAAUAUUUCCUUGACGAUGGAAUUACCGAUUUCUUUUUCAUUGGUGGAAGAAUUUAUUUUCCGGUGCUUGUUGUAAAUUUGAAGCACUAAAACACCAUCUCUUGUUUUC